GGCCGAGGCGGCGCAGCAACCAGCGGGGCUGUACGCACAGCCGCCCUGGCUGCCCCUUUCAGCAUGGGGCGAUCGCACGCGGGACCAAGGAGGUUGAGGGCACUCUUGUCUCCUGCUUGUUGGCACAACAGCAACUCUUUGCCCUUGCGCUCUUUGAGGUUUUUUUUGAGGUUUUCGUUUCAUCAUGGAGCUCUCACAGACUCAGCUGGCCGUCAUCAGGGAGGCAACGGCCUCCGCAGUUUCUGCUGCUUUAGCUCAGCUCGCGCCAACUUCGCAGGAGCAGCACACUGCAGCGGACCCCACACCAAGGGUGGAGGACCAGGCCGCGACGAGUGUUCAAGGAAAUGAGCGGGCGCUUCAGCUAACGCAAAAUGCCAAUAGUCUGGUAGCCCUGUCGGUGGCUCCGAGUACGCGCAAGACCUAUCAACCUGGCAUUAAGGCGUAUACCAAAUUCGCAUCUGCAGCGGGAUUUAAUCCACUACAUCCUGGCAAUGAAGACAUUGUCCGGUUCAUUACAUCACUGUCGCAGACCGUGUCAGCAGCAACUAUCAAGGUGUACCUGGCUGCAACAAGGUAUUACCUACUGUCUCAUGGCUCAUCCACAGAGGGACUGCGCUCCCAGCGCCUCACGGCCGUCCUGAAGGGCGUUGAGCGGAAGCAAUUCGACACACGUCAGGCAGCUCCACUGAGCCAAGCAAGCCGGCAACGCCCGGCGGUUAGCACAUCAGAUAUGCUGCGGCUUAAGGAACAUUUGAGCACAUCGACUCACCCCGCAGGGGAUAAGGCCAUGAUUUGGGCCGCCGUAGCGACGGCGUUCAACGGCUUGCUACGCGUCAGCGAGUACGCCUCUACCUCAGCCUCCAGCACCCCAAGCGUCAGCACCUUGACAGUAGCUCAAGUCCGGGCCUCCGACACCAGAGUGGUGAUUGAGCUGGGCCCCACCAAGGCAGCGCAGUUUGGCGGCGGCGGCACAAUACUACUACGCCCGAACGCCAACAAGGAUCUGUGCCCAGUAACCGCCAUACAGGAUUACCGGCGCAAACGGAAAUGGCCGAAUGCGCGGGCCCCUUUCUUCAUCUACAACAGCGGCAGACAACUCAGCCAGAAGGACAUCAACUUCUACCUGAAGAGGGCGUUAGGACCCGGAGUUAGCAGUCACUCCCUGCGUAAAGGGGGUGCCACGGAGCUGGCUUCGCGCAGCGCCCCAGAGUGGCAGCUGCAGGCCGCCGGACGAUGGCGUAGCUCAGCGUACAAGCAGUACAUCCACACAACGGCGGGCUUGCCUUCUCUCUAGCAGGCGGGGUCGCGGGCCUUUCUACCCAAGCUGCCCUGGGCAGGGUACUUUUGGAGGAGCAGCAAUUACCUCGUGAUAUGCACAUUUGCCAAUUAUGUCUAUCUGCCUGUCACA
Molecule: messenger RNA, 1408 nt
Organism: Sycon ciliatum
Lineage: Eukaryota; Metazoa; Porifera; Calcarea; Leucosolenida; Sycettidae
Exons: 2
Coding region: 185-1294 (369 amino acids)
Biological process (GO): DNA recombination; DNA integration
Molecular function (GO): DNA binding
Source: RefSeq, a predicted model, not a curated record